AUGUCCUCCAAUAAGAACAGUCUGUCCGACUUCGAGGCCUACCUCAGAUACAAGGAGCACUCCCUGGAAAACCUGCAGUUCAUCAUAUGGUUCCAGGAUUAUCGCAGACGCUUCUUUGCCCUCUCCGAAAUCGAGAAAGCGUACAGCCCAGGUCCAUCCGCUUCAGAAUUCCAGACACCCUCGAGCCUCAGUCACGCAGACGUUGAACGCCGAGCCCUUGACAGUUUCACAAAGCUGCAAUGUAGUCAUGGCCGAUGCCAUGUUUCUUGCCAACUGGAGUCCCUGUCACCUUCCAUCUCACCAAACGCGCGUUCCGAGAAUGUUCGCUUAAAUCGUUUAGCCCCCUUAACAACCACCCUAGCCCCGUGCUCACCCGCUCCGUCGCUUCCUUCUUCGCCAGCCACACCGUACACAACUCGACGAGUUUCCCUUAUUCCCCUAUUGUCCGCGUCUCCUCCCUCUGCAUUCCAUCUUACCUCACCGGGCGUCGCUUUCACGACACCCGAUCCAAAUAAUGGCAACGUCCCACAUGGACUGGACCAUAACACACUUCCAUCAUCGCAAACCGGAUCCCACGUCAAGCUCCACGAGAAUCACACAUCACAAUGUAUACACGACAAGCAACCUUUUCGCGUGGAAUGCAUGCGUAUUGUUGCGACAUUCCUUCAGCCCGGCGCCGUGAAAGAACUUCCGCUCGAUGAGAUCAUCCGUGAUACUGUAGUGCGAGAUCUAACAUCCAGUACGCAUCCAGACGUGUUCCUCACUGCUUAUGAAGAAAUAUAUCAAAUGACAGAGCACACCAGUCUACCUCGAUUUUUGGCAUUUUCAACUACGAACAUUAAUCGCCCGAAGCAGUUAUUUUGGUAUCUUUGCGGCGUUCUUUUCCUCUUGACUAGCGUCGCUUCUGCAGUGGCAAUCAUCACCAUGGUUCCUGACUCCAACUCCUCAAAUCGGGCUUGGAGGCUUUUUGCCCUUCCUUGGGCAUGGUUUGGGUCAAUGCAGAUAUACGCUGCCUCUAUGGGCUUCUGUAACCAGGUAUGGAGCCGAAAUGGUGUUCAACUCCAUGCCUGGGAGCUCUCAGAGGUCGACGAAGAAUCUAAACUUUUCGUUGAGAAGAUCAUAUCAAACGCGACUCACGACAGCUCUUCUGAGCGACAUGCACCCCAUGCCACCCUUGUGAUUACCCCCCAUUCACGCCCCAACGUCCCUCAUGUCCAUACACAGCCACGAUCCCGUUCCUCCUGUUAUACUGAUUCCACCAUUAACGCUACCACCAACAACGUCAGCUCUAGCGUAACGCAUAGCGACCCAUGGGCGUCCCAGCCCCACGAAUUCGACGAGCCGCUAACACCAUACCCACUCCCACCACGCGAGGCAACAUCUACCCUCGACUCGCAGACAGUUUCUGUCGUUGCGCCGUUCCUAUCGCUUGAUCACGAAGAUGACAAAACCGGCGAUCAGAAAACACCCUCGCGUGAAAUCCGCGAAGUCUAUCCAGAGUCCCAUGAUGGGACUCUGGCACGCCCACCCAUAUUUGGCCCAGAGAGGGUCGUUCAGGACGCUAGAAUAAAAGCUGCCCAUGGUCGAGUGAUGAACUCGAUCUGGUUGGUAGGGUUCGUGUAUGUAUUGAUUUUCUCGGCCGUCAUUUUCUCGGUGCCUAGCCGUGUUCGUUCGUAA
This is a messenger RNA of Pleurotus ostreatus (oyster mushroom), 1677 nucleotides long. RefSeq lists its product as uncharacterized. NCBI's taxonomy places the organism in Eukaryota, Fungi, Basidiomycota, Agaricomycetes, Agaricales, Pleurotaceae. The transcript is spliced from 8 exons. The record is from RefSeq and is a predicted model, not a curated record. Bases 1 to 1677 code for a protein of 558 amino acids.